UUUUGUCGGGGAACAGUAUUAGCGGUAACACACAAUAUGGUGAGCGUCGUUAACACGUCGUGCUAACCCCCAACCCCCCCAAAAAAAUCCUCGGCUGUUGCACGUCAUCUCUCACGCUGAUAGGUUCCACAUAUUGUGCCAACCAAGCUCCCACUUUAUAUUUCAGCGUCUUAUUCCAUCAACAUAUUAACUCUGAUUGAAUGCCCAUGUAGCAAGUAACCAACAUGUCCUCCGAGGAGAAGACUUGGCAGAUCUCAUCUUCAUCUGUUCCUCCCCAUCCUCCCCCACCAUCCUCUCAUUUUGUCGGGAAACGUAAUGACAUCAUCAGGCGUGGCCGUGUGACCAAGCUGGUGAAUGGAUGUCGGGAUAUCCUUGUAGUUUAUCACCACGGGGAGUUCCAUGCCAUGGACAUGCGCUGUUACCAUGCUGGCGGUGCUUUGGAACUUGGAGAUAUUGAGGAAUUCAAUGGCCGCGUGUGCAUCGUCUGUCCAUGGCACAAGUACAAGAUCACACUGGUGGAAGGCGAGGGGCUGUACCAAGCCGUGGAUAACCCCACCGUCAAACCUCUGAUAACUCACUGGCGGUCCAAAGGUGUCAAACAGAGGGUCCACAAAGUUACUGUAGUGAAUGAGGACAUAUACGUCACACUGAAUGACUCCAGAGAGACCAUUGAGUCCGAUUACUACCAAACUGACAGAUACAGGUCCAAUUUACGGAUCCAAAAAGUCAGCUGACAAGAGAAUAUGUCAUGUUUUGUAUGUACUGUACAAUAUGUCUCUUUGCUGUAUUAUGAGAGACACUAUGUUUUAUUCUUGUGGUCAAAUCAUUAUUUUAUGAGUACAGUGGAUACAUACAGUAUACAUGUAGUGGACCAUCACUGUUUGUGGGGAUAGGAACUGGGUUGGCUUACAAAUUGUGAAAAUCUUACAACUGAUGCCUGUUGAAUUGAAGAAAAAAAUACUAAUAAGCUAAUAAUCAUUCAAUAUGCAUUUCCAGGAAAAAUGGGGGGUGGGGGAGG
Hippocampus zosterae (dwarf seahorse) is the source of this 1018-nucleotide messenger RNA. RefSeq names its product Rieske domain-containing protein-like. Lineage: Eukaryota; Metazoa; Chordata; Actinopteri; Syngnathiformes; Syngnathidae. The transcript has 5 exons. Bases 225 to 734 code for a protein of 169 amino acids. The record is from RefSeq and is a predicted model, not a curated record. Gene Ontology annotation, molecular function: 2 iron, 2 sulfur cluster binding.